ACUUUUAAGAAAAAGUAGCAAAUAGACAAGAAAAAAAAGUUUUUCUGGGUUUAGAAAAGGGAGAUUUCUAUGAAAACGGUUUUGGUUUCUCACUAACCUACGGCAUAUCCAUCCUUUGUUCUGCAAUCUGCGUUACGGGUGCAGUUGGGUAAGCUGAGCGAAAACGUGGCUGAAUGCCUCUCUCAGUCCCACCCAAAGCCCUCAAUUCCCCAAUCCAUCAUCCCCAUGGACCCUCCUUCUCUUCCAUUUCCAAACCAAAGCCAAAACCCAAUGGGUUAACCCUUUUGCCUCUGAAUCGCGCAUUCAGAGGCCUCGAAAUCUCCGUCCCCAGCCCCUCCUCGCUCCAUUCAAACGUUGCCAAACACGUCGACGUUGCCACUCUGAGCAACCUCUGCGUCGACAUCGUUCUCAAUGUCCCCCAGUUGCCCCCUCCUUCCCCUCUUCAACGCAAGGCCUUCAUGGACCGCUUGGCCCAAUCUCCUCCUGACAAGAAAUAUUGGGAAGCAGGUGGAAACUGCAAUAUGGCUAUAGCAGCUGCAAGGUUAGGACUCAACUGCAUAUCAAUUGGUCAUGUGGGUAAUGAAAUCUAUGGGAAAUUUCUGUCAGAUGUGCUUCAUGAUGAGGGCAUUGGUUUGGUUGGGAUGAUUACUAAUGACGAUAUCGUCAACAGUUCUGGUAGUAGUGCCUCUUGUGAAACUCUUUUAUGUUGGGUUCUUGUUGAUCCUUUACAAAGACAUGGUUUUUGCAGUCGGGCUGAUUUUUGUGAGGAGCCUAUAUUGCAUUGGAUGAGUAAAUUGUCCAGCGAAGUUAAAAUGGCUAUUAAAAACUCAAAGGUCUUGUUCUGUAAUGGAUAUGGAUUUGAUGAGCUCUCUCCUGGUGCAAUACUCUCAGCCAUGGAAUAUGCUGUUGAAGUUGGCACCUCAAUCUUCUUUGAUCCUGGACCACGUGGAAAGAGUCUCUCCACUGGGACCCCAGAUGAACAAAGAGCUCUUAAUCAGUUACUGAGAAUGAGUGAUGUUCUUCUUCUAACUUCUGACGAGGCUGAGGAAUUAACUGGCAUAGAAGAUCCAAUAUUGGCAGGGCAGGAGUUUCUCAAAAGAGGGAUCCGCACAAAAUGGGUGAUUGUAAAAAUGGGUUCUAAGGGUUCGAUUCUUAUAACAGCAUCGAGUGUAGCUUGUGCACCUGCAUUCAAGGUGAAUGUUAUUGACUCUGUCGGAUGUGGAGACAGUUUUGUAGCUGCUAUUGUCUAUGGUUUUAUACAUAAUAUGCCACUGGUUAAUACAUUGGCAAUUGCAAAUGCAGUGGGUGCUGCAACAGCCAUGGGCUGUGGUGCUGGUAGGAAUGUAGCAACACUGGAGAAUGUAGUAAAUAUAUUAAGAUCAUCAAACCUCAACGAAGAUGAUGAAUUUUGGAUUGAAAUAUUUGAAAAGAAUGUGGUUGCUCAGGAAAUAACAUAUCUGUCAAAUGUUAUGAAUGGAAACAAAAAUCGUCUCAACCUUGUCUCAUUUGACAAGGUUGCCUCUGAGCUCUUGCCCAAGCUUGAACUUCCACAAACAGUGGGGAAUGUGCCUACUUGAUAGAUUGUGGAAAAAUAGAUUGAAGUGCAUUCAUGCGAAAGAACUCUUCUGAUUCCUGGUUUCUUCGCUUCUUCAUCCUGUAAAAGUAAAAAUUUAAGCAUUAAGACUGCAGAGUUUUAUCUCUCUCGGGUUACAUAAAUUGCCGUAGCUAAAUUGCUUUGAGCAAGUACAUGAAAGGUAGAUAGCUUCUCAUCAAGCUCUUUAACUGAUUUUUGGCAUUUCAGUUUCAACAGUAUUCCUUUGAUUUUGAUGGCAAAGGUAUCUUUACUCCCUGAACCAGUGGAGCAGAGCUGUUAACCUCUGAGAUCCCAAUAUUUUUGCAUCAUUUUUUGCAUGAUUGCUUCUCAAACAGUGAAUAGUCUCCAUAUUUUUAUAGUUGAUUGUUGACGCAGACAGGGAAAGAUUGUUUGUAUGACUUAAAAUAUUUGAUUAGGGAUUACUCUACAAUAGUUUUGUCUAUGUUUCUCCCCUUUUUCUAGAAUGUUUUCCCCCCAAAUUUAGAUUCAAUGAUGUUACAAAUGUUCUACGUUUA
This is a messenger RNA of Glycine soja, 2109 nucleotides long. RefSeq names its product fructokinase-1-like. The transcript is spliced from 5 exons. Bases 174 to 1577 code for a protein of 467 amino acids. Lineage: Eukaryota; Viridiplantae; Streptophyta; Magnoliopsida; Fabales; Fabaceae. The record is from RefSeq and is a predicted model, not a curated record.